CGACGAUAAGACAGCAUUCCCGGCAGCUGUCAGCCGUGCCAUUGGCCUCUUUGGUCUGCCCUGAAUUGCGCUGAACAGGGCAGGAGGUCGUGUGCCAUCACAGCGCGUGCCGUGGACCGUCAACCGGGUAAUUGGAGUGCUACAAAUAAGAAGCCAUGUCCUCCUUGUUGCCCUCUCUGUCCACUGCCUAUUGCAAGUGAUAGAUCUGUGAAAAUGCGCGUACAGACACUUCUUUCGGGCUGCCUGCUGCUUGCUACGGCCACGGCCUGGAACACCGAUGUCCACAAUCAGGUUGGCUUUAUGGCCGAGAAGUUCCUCUCUCCAUAUACCACGUCCGUUUUGUCUAAGAUUCUGGACCCGGAAUACUUAGGAUCGAUUGGCAGGGCGGCAGCGUGGGCAGACGCGUAUGCCCAUACCACAGAGGGUCGUUUCAGCUACCAGUGGCAUUGGAUCGACAGCAGUGACAAUCCUCCUCAAUUCUGCAACACGUACUACAACCGUGAUUGCACGAAAGGUGGAUGCGUCGUGUCCGCCAUCGCCAACCAGACGGAGAUAUUGAAGGGCUGUAUUUCCGCGGCCAAAAGCGGCGAGCUCUCUGCCGGCAAGAACCUAACUUGUGAUUACGCUUUACGCUGGGUCGUCCACUUUAUAGGAGACAUCUCACAGCCUCUGCAUGCUUCAGGGAUAGCGGAAGGCGGCAACGCAUUUCCCGUUACCUUUGGCGGGAAAGCUACUGAACUACAUGCUGUAUGGGAUGGCGAAAUCAUCUACGCCGACUCCAAUGUCCCCAGGUUCUCCAACACCUCCCUCGACCCAUGGAUGAGUGGCCUGGUCUCUAGAAUCCGAAGAGACGACUUCUUCGAGCCGACUGCCUCGUGGUUGGAUUGCGCCGACCCGUCUACACCCGUUCAAUGUGCCCUGUCAUGGGCGCGUGACACCAACCAAUGGAACUGUGACUAUGUGUACAGCCAGGUCUUCAAUGGCACGGAUCUGUUGACAAGCGGCUAUGCUGAAGGAGCUUAUCCAAUUGUAGAGCUGCAAAUUAGCAAAGGGGCAUUAAGACUCGCGACUUGGUUGAACAAGCUUGUUGCUGGAGACUACAAAAAGGACCGACAAGUGAUCUUGAGAACGAACCCGUCUUGGGCGCUCGGACCAGAUGGAGGUGCCUAGACGCAAAGAGUUUCGGUGAGAUGAAUCUAUGGGAGCGGUGUAUUAGAUCUUCAAAAGCACAUAAAAUAUUCAAUGACAUAGCGUAAGAACGGGACCUUCUUUUCAACUACCAAAGUCCGCUUGCAAAAACCAGCAGCUAUCCAAGCUACGAACGCAAGAUACUUCCACUCAAGUCAUAAAACUUGGACUUCAUGUCAAGAUAGCUACCUCACGCGCACGUCAAGAGGUGCUACAAGCCAUCACAAGAAUCAGAUUCACGC
Molecule: messenger RNA, 1430 nt
Organism: Mytilinidion resinicola
Lineage: Eukaryota; Fungi; Ascomycota; Dothideomycetes; Mytilinidiales; Mytilinidiaceae
Product: nuclease PA3
Exons: 7
Coding region: 214-1170 (318 amino acids)
Biological process (GO): DNA catabolic process
Molecular function (GO): nucleic acid binding; endonuclease activity
Source: RefSeq, a predicted model, not a curated record